Molecule: messenger RNA, 660 nt
Organism: Strongylus vulgaris
Lineage: Eukaryota; Metazoa; Nematoda; Chromadorea; Rhabditida; Strongylidae
Source: the annotation of a GenBank genome assembly
AUGCUAGUCGAUUUUAGACCAAGCCACGUUUACCACUCUUCUGGCUAUACUUCGAGAAAAUCGGAAUUGGGCGAGGACCCCAUCUCCACCGUGCGCACAUUGCGCACACAACUUCGUCGUAUGGCUCUGAGAUGCGAAGAAGAGGAUACGCCAGUUAAGGCGCAUCUCUGUCAAAGAGCGUGUGAUCGUCUCACAGGUGUUGAAGCGGAGUUAAUGGCUUUAGGUCGUCAGAGAACCAAUGCCGUGUUAAACGGAGAUACAAGAAAAGCCGAUACGAUAAGUAUUAAGAUGGAGGAGCUUAAAGAAGACGCAGUCAGAGAUACCUAUUCGGAUUUGGUUAUGGACAAAAAUGAGAUGAAAGCUUUUGGUGUGAAUUCUCAAUGGACACCACUAAAACGACCUGAGCAACAGAAACCGCCGACAUUCGUUCCGCCUCCUUCACCAAAAAAAACGCCAAAAUCGGUAGCGAUUACAAGUGAGACGCAGACAGAAGCUCCAACUGAGGUCGUACCAGAGAAAAUGCCUGAAAGCCCGCCACUGCGCGAUGUAAAGCGAAAUGCUCGGUUGUCAACUAUGGUGGGUGCUGCUAACACUGACCAGCUUCAGCAGUUCGCACAACCAUACGACGAUCCUUAUCAGCUACCAAACAACGCUGGGUAA